AUGGGAGGUGGGAAUGAUGAGCGAGGGUUUGACUAUAAAGAGAUGCUCCAUAACUCCACAUUCUGCCUGGUGCCUCGAGGACGACGCCUGGGAUCCUUCCGCUUCCUCGAAGCUCUGCAGGCGGCGUGUGUUCCCGUGAUGCUGAGUAACGGCUGGGAGCUGCCCUUCUCGGAGGUCAUCGACUGGAACACAGCAGCUGUCAUCGGGGACGAGAGGCUACUGUUGCAGAUCCCAUCGACAGUGCGCUCCAUCCAUCAGGAUAAGAUCCUGUCUCUACGGCAACAGACCCAGCUGCUGUGGGAGGCCUACUUCUCCUCUGUGGAGAAGAUCGUGCUCACCACACUAGAGAUCAUCAAGGACCGUGUGCUGCAGCAGGCGUCCAGGAGCAGCCUGAUGUGGAACAGCCACCCCGGGGGUCUCUUCUCCCUGCCCCAGUACUCCUCACACCUCGGGGACUUCCCCUUCUACUACGCCGGCCUCGGUAUCCGGCCGCAGCCCCGCUUCACCGCUGUCAUCCAUGCUGUCACCCCCCUGGUGUCCCAGUCCCAGCCCAUCCUCAAGCUGCUGAUGGCGGUGGCCAAGUCUCAGUACUGUGCCCAGAUCAUCGUGCUGUGGAACUGUGACAAGCCGCUUCCCGCUAAGCACCGCUGGCCCGCCACCUCCGUGCCUGUUGUUGUCAUCGAGGGAGAGAACAAGGUGAUGAGCAGCCGGUUCCAGCCGUAUGAGAGCAUCCAGACGGACGCCGUGCUGAGCCUGGACGAGGACACCGUGCUAUCCACAACAGAGGUGGACUUUGCCUUCACCGUGUGGCAGAGUUUCCCGGAGAGGAUUGUGGGAUACCCGGCACGCAGCCACUUCUGGGACAGCAACAAGGAGCGCUGGGGCUACACCUCCAAGUGGACCAAUGACUACUCCAUGGUCCUCACAGGCGCCGCCAUCUACCAUAGAUAUUACCACUACCUGUACACGCAUUACCUGCCGAGCAGCCUGAAGAGCAUGGUGGACCAGCUGGCCAACUGCGAGGACAUCCUCAUGAACUUCCUGGUCUCCGCGGUAACCAGGCUCCCGCCCAUAAAGGUCACCCAGAAGAAGCAGUACAAGGAGACCAUGAUGGGACAGUCGUCCAGGGCGUCUCGCUGGGCCGACCCGGACCACUUUGCCCAGAGGCAGACCUGCAUGAACAAGUUCGCCAGCUGGUUUGGCGGCAUGCCCCUGGUGCACUCCCAGAUGCGACUGGACCCCGUGCUGUUCAAAGAUCAGGUGUCCAUCCUCCGCAAGAAAUACAGGGACAUCGAGAGGCUCUGACGAGACUGGCGCCCCUUGUUUGCUGAACUGACAACUGCAGGGGGCACCUAAAGAAAAGGACUAUAACUUCGGGAGGAGGAGGAGGAGAAGGACCACAACAAACCUGCCUGCCAAACUUACCCCCCAAACUCUCUUUGUAGAGGGAAAGAGUGGGGUAAUGAAAGAGCAGGUCCUGGACUUUCGUCUUCCACUCAGCACAUUGCCAAUGACAAGAGAUAAAGAAAGAAAGGAAGAGAGAAAGAAAGAAAGAAAGAUGGAAAGAAAGAAAGACAGGCCUGGUGUGGUGUUUCUGGGGAACUUUUGCACAUGCGCCGCACCCAUGCACACUCAGCAAAGGCAAAGCCCUCCCUCGUCUGGGAAAAACAUGUCUGGCGCGCGGCGCCGCACACGUCUCUUACUAACCCGUAGGAGGAGAGACUGUUGACUCCCUGAGAUUCUUCAAAUGUAUAUCCUGAAUGCAUAAACCAGCCAACUAGACUCCCGGCUCCUUCUCUCUCUGCACAUGUUGUCAGUAUGAGAGAGGGGGAAUCACAAUGGGUGAAGCGUUCAGCUCCCGCUCGAAAUGGCAAGAGCUAGAGGGAGGGGAUGUGCUGUGCUGUGCAGUGCAGCACGGAACGUUGAUUCCCAAUCCGCCGAGCCAGGAUCAAAAUCCCUGGGAUCUGGAUCAAAAUUCACAUCUCCACACAUCCUCCAGGAGGAAGUAUCUUUGUUUUUCUGGGUUUUUUUGUUUGUUUCUUUAAAGCCUGUUUUUGACCCUUAGUUUUCUCUCAGUGCCAUAUUCUUUUGUCUGACAUAUUUCUUCCUCAGUCAUUUCGAUUCUGAUUGACCUACUUUCAUUUUUUUUUUCUUUUGAUAAUACAAUCUAGUCUAUUCUCAAGGAGAGUGAGGGUGUCUUAAGGUCAAUUAGAUCACAGCAAUCAGAUCCACAUUGAAAAGACAACUAAAUCCAUUGUGUACUUUUUUUGUUUUGUGUCAAAACACUUUUUACUUAAUUUUGCCUUAAACCAACAGUGGUUUACCCAUUGCAGAUAUUGCAGAUAAUUCUUGGAAAAUGUGCGGUACCCAAUCAAUAUAACUGGGUAAUAUCAAAGCUCUCUAGCUUCAACAGUGUCAAUGAUUUUAUCUUCCCCAAAUAACAAUUUCUCACUUGUAUUUUGAUAUCCUGACACAUUUCAUUGUUUUAAUUUGUAAUUGAGCAGAUGGCCUGUGUCUUAUCUUAGAGUAGAACUUAACGCUGAGAAGUAACAUAGCGGUUUUAAAGGUACACUGUGCAAGAUUUUUGGAUGUUUAUUUCCAGAAUUCAUGCUACCCAUUCACUAAUGUUACAUUUUUUCAAAUACUUACCACCACCAUCAAAUUCUAAGUAUUCAUUAUGACUGGAAAAAUUGCACUUUUCAUACAGGAAAAGGGGGGAUCUUCUCCAUGGUCUGCCAUUUUGAAUUUCCAGAAAUAGCCAUCAUUAGCAGCAAAAAUGACUGUACUUGGGCCAUACUAGGAAAUGUUAGUUUACUACUUAGUAAACUUUCAUGAAAAGAUCAAAUUUGGCAAUAGACAACCCAGUUUCAAUGAGCAACAUAGUUGCAGUACCUUUUUUGACCAUUUCCUGCACAGUGUACCCUUAAAUUAGCCCAUAACAAAACCCUCCCACUGUUUGCAAUGCUCUCCUAAGGGCAGGCCAAGUAAGUCUGUGGCAUGAGUUGCAAUGAACUAAAUCAUGGAAAUCAUGCCUGAAAAUCUUCUCUCCACUUCCACUAAAAUCUCUUCCACUUCCACUAAAAACGAAAUGAAUGUAGUCUGUAAGCCACUCACCAAUCCCUGGGAUGCAUUUCUCAAAAGAGAUGUUGUUAGCAACUUUGGUAGUUGCCAAUGGGAAAAUGCAUUGAAAACAACAAAGUAGCUAAUGUAGUAAGCAACUUUGUUUUCGAAAAAUGCACCCCAGGGUAGUGUUUUUCGAAACGUAGUUGUUAACCAGUUAGCAACUUGGGUAGUUACCAAUGGGUGAUUGAUAACUUAGCAACUAGGUUCGAGAAAUACACCACAGAUCUUUGGCCUUCUGCUCAUGUCCAUUACUCUAUUUUCACGUUGAUUUACAUUUUGUUCCUGUUUUAUAGAGGACAUGGCACUAUGACGAUCUGCACCUUUUAAUUUUUUUUCCAUCUCCGUUACUUACUGUCCAAUUUUCCAAUGAAACGAAAUUCAAGAUCUAGCCAACAUUUGUGCUCCCAACAAGUACUUGAAUGUCUGCUAACUUGAAGGAGCGCCAUAUAGUAAGAGGCCUUUUUAUAGUAUGAAUCUUUUGAAGGUGCAUGGACUUAGGGAGUGCCAGCUAUGAUGAGCUUAUCAUGUGUCAUUACCUGAGCAGUAUCUAUCUACACAACUACUAUUCAAACACUAUAAUUGGGAACAUCAUUCAAAAAAUUAUGAAGCUCUGCCCACAGCUAACUGUAGAAACCACAAAUUGAGAAAGAAAAAAUAUUUUUAGGUUAAGCGUCAGCGUCAAGACGAUUGUGUUACUGCCUAUGGACCCCUAUGGGAAGAAAGUUGUACUUGUUAACACUCAAGCAGUUUGGUUUUAGUUGAAACUGCAAAUUGGACAAAAAAAUACAUUUUACACUACAUCGACUAGUUAGCCACUGGCCUGUUUCACUUUCGUCUGAUAUUCACACUUAAUGAGGUAAAAAUUAUCAAUAGUCGGUGACUUAUCCAGACAUGAUUAUUUUUGGCCAAUUAUUUCACGUCAAAGCUGGAAGUGUUACACGUAUCUAGAAAUUUGCAGAGAUAUGGACUUGUGACUUGCAACUUGAACUUCAGUAACUGUAAACUUGAGUCACAACUGACUUGACUUGGCAAUAUUAGGCAUGACUUGUGACUUGACUUGUACGCUAUUGACUCGAGACUUGACUUCACAGUUUUAACUUGCAAUGACAGGUCAAGUCAACAUAUAUUCAAUUUUCUGCAUUUGUAUGUGAAAAUAUUACAUGGAAAAAAAAAAUUAAAUGAAAAAAGUUCAACUCAAGGCUCCAAGUCACAGACGGAUUUCCAGAUAUCCAAUAACUACAAUUGACAGCGUUCAAUUUUUCUGCAGACUUAAUUAAAAAAAAUCCACAUCUGGUCUGAUCACAACCAAAAUAUCACUUAACAGUUAUAAGCACAAGACGGAUUGUAAGAAGAAAUAAUCUGUGUUCUUCUGUGUGAUCACAGCUCACAGAUCACAGAGGACAAGCAUGAAUGAUGACCCCCAUCAUAGUGAGCUGUCUUUCGGGUGACACAAGAAGGUCAGUUGACCAUUUAGUGCAAAUGCAUAUCGAGCCUCUGCAGUCAGUUGUGCUGGUCUGGGGUGCGUUUCUCGAAAGCGUAGUUGUUAGCCAGUUAGCAACUUCGGUAGUUGCCAAUGGGAAAUUUCAUUGCAAACAACAAAGUAGCUAAUGUGGUUAGCAACUAUGGUUUCGAGAAAUGCACCCCUGAAUUUCUGAUGAGCAAACAACACAUACACCUGGCCUUACAAGUUACACGGAGGGCAAGCCAGAGACGUUUCAUUGUACAUAACCUGUGUAUUUAUUUUUCACAACGCACCAAGAAUUCCUUGUGCCAGGAUUGCAUAAUGUAAAGUGUAAAAAAAAAUGUUGAAAGAUGUACAUUUGUGUAUUUGUCUAUUUUUUAAUAUCAAUGCUGGUGCCAAUGCCUUUUUUAUUUGUUUUGCUUUUCUUUUCAUCUCCUUUUUAUCACCCAACACACCUUGAGAUGUAACGUUUCAAGAAAACUCAUUUCUGUCUAUCCCUUAAGCUCAAUUUCACUUAUUCUAGGGUCCAUGUCCACAUUAAGCUGGAUAAAUGUAAAUGUGUCUCCAUAGGU
Messenger RNA from Engraulis encrasicolus (European anchovy), 5157 nucleotides. Its product is annotated as exostosin-1b. Bases 1 to 1305 code for a protein of 434 amino acids. Gene Ontology annotation, cellular component: membrane. The transcript has 11 exons. NCBI's taxonomy places the organism in Eukaryota, Metazoa, Chordata, Actinopteri, Clupeiformes, Engraulidae. The record is from RefSeq and is a predicted model, not a curated record. Gene Ontology annotation, molecular function: glycosyltransferase activity.